AUGGCCAUCGGCAGCCCCUCUUCCAUGCAGCAUGCUGCGCCAACGCCCUCGGCGAGCCAUACCGGCAUCGACAUUGACGCGUGGACGAUAUCGGCGCUGCAGUCGCUCAGUGUCUCCCCAAUUGCUCGUGGCACUGGCUCGCCGCUGUCUAUCCCGAUCGACGAGCUUGUUUUCCACAAACCCCGCGCGGCGACCGCGUCCAAGACGACUGGUGCUGCCCGCGCCGUGAAAUUUGAUGCCGAUGAACUUGCCUCGGCCGCGCCGCGGCGGCCGCCCUCACGACGAGACAGCAUGGCGCGGCGAGAGGCACUUCUCAAGGGCAAGGAAGGCAGCCGCCAGCGUCGCCGAUGGGAAAAUGACCGUCUGAUUGGCGUUCCCAAUGCGCAGCCGCCGCAGCCGUCCGACUGGCACGUCCAGCCCACGCACCCCAUCCACGUCGUGCCGUACCAGGUGGCGCAGUACUGGGACCGCGGCGUGCGCGAGCGCGUCGGCGAGCAGACGCGCCGCCUGCAAGCCGCCCGCAAGAAGCAGCAGCUGCUCAGCGGCAGCGCCACCGGUCUCGGCGUCGGCGAGGUCCCGCGCGACCUGCGUGAGUCGGCCAAGCGGUCUCCGGCCGUCCGCGGAUGGGUGCGCGCGCUCGAGGAGCCGGUGCGGCGGUUCGUGCACGAGCACUUGUCAAGCGGCAGCAGUGCAGAGGAGGAGGACGAGGGCGAGGAUGAGGCGCUGGACUCGGAUGAGGAGGAGAUUGUGUUUGCGGGCCGCGCGGACGCGAUGCGCGAACUCAGGGAGAAGAAGACGCGCGCGGCGCGCAGAGACACGCGCGGCGGCGUUGUGUUUGACGAGCUUGGGGACGACGAGAGCGCCGCGUUUAAGCGCUGGCUGACGCAUUCGAUUUCCGACUACUACGGCCUGGCGUCGCGGUCCGUGCUGGUGGGCGGAUCGUCACAAAAGGUCGUGUAUGUUGGGCUUAAGCAGACCCAGCAGAUGGCGCCGGCGCUGUCUACGAUGCCACGGCCGCUGUGGGAACUUUGCUGA
Molecule: messenger RNA, 1035 nt
Organism: Beauveria bassiana ARSEF 2860
Lineage: Eukaryota; Fungi; Ascomycota; Sordariomycetes; Hypocreales; Cordycipitaceae
Exons: 2
Coding region: 1-1035 (344 amino acids)
Molecular function (GO): nucleic acid binding
Source: RefSeq, a predicted model, not a curated record